Zophobas morio is the source of this 9618-nucleotide messenger RNA. RefSeq lists its product as uncharacterized. The record is from RefSeq and is a predicted model, not a curated record. Bases 79 to 7650 code for a protein of 2523 amino acids. Gene Ontology annotation, biological process: innate immune response. The transcript is spliced from 4 exons. Gene Ontology annotation, cellular component: cytoplasm. Lineage: Eukaryota; Metazoa; Arthropoda; Insecta; Coleoptera; Tenebrionidae. Gene Ontology annotation, molecular function: protein binding.
ACAACAACUAAAUUAUUCAAUUGCAAUCAGUUCAGUGUAUAAUUUCAUUAAAGUUUUUUUGUAUUCAUCACCUGAAAAAUGGAUGAUACAGAGAUGUUUAAAAAACGAAGCGGAACAACCGACAAAGGGAAAGAAUACGAAAACAUUGCUAUAGCCAACAUCGUUUUACAAAUGGUAAGCGAUGAUCUCAUAAGCAACUUCCAGAUAUCGUCAAAUGAUAACAACUUCGGUGCAUUUGAUGAUGUAGUCAUCAAAAUCGAGUCGCAUCAAAAUGUCGUGGUAAAAGCAAUGCAGUUAAAACACAGUGAUCGAAAAACAUUAUCCUCGGAGCAUCUGAAAUCCGCAAAGGGAGACUUUAGUUUAGGCAAAUAUUUUGACUCUUUCCAACAACUAAAGAAUGUAGUACAAGAAUUUAUAAUUUUUACGAAUCGUUCAUUUGGUGUUAAGGAAGACGCAAAGUUUCAGCUACAAGGACAGAAGUUUUAUGUUCGACCUGUUAGAGUGUGCAGUUCACAUGACCACUUCGCAAUUUCAAAAAACGUAAAUUAUAUCUACAAAUUUGAAAUCGUAGAAGAUGCAUGGACUACAGAACAUAUCUCCGAAAUUCAAGAGUAUCAAACAUUUUUUUCGAAAUUGUUUCUUUAUACUAAUCAAGAAAGUUUUGACACACUGAGACAAUCAACAAUUGAAAAAUUUAGAACAACGUAUUCUUUGAAAGAAAAGGAUUUCGAUCAAUACUACAAAAUAAUAUCGGAAUGGAAUAUGAGAGAAGGAGACAAAGAAAAAUUGAACAAGAGAUGGAUGAAACGUGCUAUCGCGCUGGAGAUUUUGUCACCUCAUAUUGAGCCGUUAUGUUUUGAUGCCGUUAAUGACAAGAUGAAAAUAUUUCGAGAUGCUAUAUCCAUGUUCACUAUUACAUUAGUUGAAGAAAAUUCAAGUGAAAAUGCUAAAAUUUUGUGGGGUGAUGUUGCAAAACAAAAUAUUGACAUUGAAGAUAUAAACAGAAUAAGAAUAAACUACCAACUGUCAGUUGACGAUAUUAAUGCUAACGACGUUGAGAAAUUAAACUCAAAGUUAUUUUCGCAGUUGCUGUGGUUGAUGGAUAAAUGUCCUUUAAUAAUACGUGAGUUUAAAAAUUUUGAAAAAGCCGUCAAAUUGUGUGAAGAUCUAAAGUUCGUUGUGCUUGGUGACGGAAUGAAAGAGGAAUGGAUGACACACUAUUCGUUAUUCCAAAAUCUAUCAAACCUGAGCUUGAAGGGGGACUUUUACCAAAAAGUAAUGGAAACUUUUACUGUCUCUAUUCAAGGAAAGGAAGAAUUUAGCUUAAUGGCAGCUUUUGGAAAAACUGAAAAAUUUCUGGAAAAUGUGACGACGUCUGAUUUGAUGGGAAUGCUAAACGGACCAUGCUUUAUAGACGGAGAGAAAGAAAUACUGUCUGAACCUUAUAUCGAACGUCAUUUAUCGCAAAAUGUUAUAGAUAUUAAUUAUUUAGAAAAAGUACAUGAAAACACUGUUAACAUUUUACAAUACGCGGAUAAUUUUGAUAAAGUAAAGGAUAAACUUAAAAAAUACAAACUAAUUAAUGUUGACGAUUUUCCCAAAAAACAAAAUGAGAACGAUGAAGGCAUAACAGAAAAUGUAGUUAGUAAUGAAAGCGCGUUUAACGACAGUUUUGAAAAUACAGAUUUUCGUAAUAAAAUGUACAUCAGUAAUAAAAAACUUCGCGAAUCUAAGUUAAAACAAAUAUAUACGGAUAAUUCAAAAAUGCACAGGUUUCACUAUUUCAAAGUCGCAAACAACGGACAUUUGCAAUGGAUUCAAAGCAAAGGUGAUAUGAGUGACUUAGAAAAUUACAAAGUAUCUAACUGCUCUUUUACGCAUGAAAACUCCCUGUGGUCUUCUCAAUUGGAAAAUAACAUAAAUUUGAUAACUAGUGAUCCGGGAAUGGGUAAAUCUGAAUUGAUGAAAAGUUUCAAAAAUAAAUGUCCAUCGCAAAAUUGGACGGUUACAAUUUAUCCUAAAGAUGUCCAUUUAUUUUUUAAAUCUUUUAAAUUAAGUCAAGGAUCAAACUACCUAACUUGGUUUGAAAGAUUUAUAGUCAACGAAAAAUACGGCCCACUCAAAAAAUUAGACCAAAGUUUUUUCGAAAUGUGUUUAAAACAAAACCGUGUUGUGUAUGUUUGGGAUGGACUAGAUGAAAUUUUAAAGGAAUAUUUAGAUGUUGUUUCAGAUAUAAUACUUCAGCUAUCAAAAAGAGGUUUCGUUCAGUGGGUAACUAGUAGAAAACACCUCCAAACAUUUCUAGAGAAAAAAUUCAAUGUCCUCUCAAUUGGCUUAACUCAAUUUAGCGAUAAAGAACAACAAAAUUACAUAAAACAGCGACUCAAAUUUGUCAGUUCUGAAGUCGAAAUUGAGAUCACUAUUCAGAAAAUUAAAUCUACCUUUGUAAUUAUCGAACAUGUUGACAUAUUAGGAAUUCCGCUUCAGAUAUUUAUGCUCACGGAACUAUUUCGUCGAAACAACGAAAAGUACUUGGAACUUAUAAACAAUAAAUUUCGUUUAACGGACUUAUACCGCAAUUUUAUUGACGAAAAAUUUAACAUCUUCUACGAAAAUAAAAGUGCUUAUGAUCUUCAAAAUCCACAUAUGGUAGUUAUGGUUCGUCGAGAAAAGCAGAAGAUGUUAAAACACUACGAAAUACUUGCGUUAAAACUAAUAUAUCCCGAAUUUGUAUUAGAACGAUUAUACAUUAAUUACCAAAAAUCGGUCAAAAAAUUUUCGCGCAAUGACUAUGCGUCUGUUGGUAUCAUAACCGAAGUACAAAAUAACGUCCCACACUUUCUUCAUGGAUCCUUUGCAGAAUAUUUAGUUGCCACGUACUUAUCGAAAAAUUUUGCAAAUAUACCGACUGACAUAUUUUUUGAUCAGAAGUAUAAUAAUGUACGGUUUUUCUUUGAUAUGUUGUUAGCAGAGAACUCACCUGUUCAUCUGGCGGUAUUGUACAAAAAUUUUGACUUACUUAAAACAUACGAUGAAGAACUAUUAACACUCAAAGAUGAUGGCGGAAGAAGUGCUUUACAUUUGAUUUGCUCAUGGGGACAGAGGCAUCCCCAUGUUCAAGUAAUCCACGAAAGAAACAAAUAUAUUGUUGAUGAGGGUACCAGUUUUAAUGGUAAACCAGAAAGUAAAGAAUUUCUUGAAACACUAAUGUAUUUACAAAGUAAAAACAAUAAUUCAGUAAAUGAUUCAUUACUAGGGUUAACACCGCUAUUAUAUGCUAAUAAAAGCGAAACUCUAGCGGUAGAACUAAAAUUACUAUUAGAAACAGAAAAAAAUUCAGAACUCUAUCAGUCAUACACCUAUAAUGAUAGAAUAAAUCUUUUGUAUUACUCGGCUUUGCUUGGAUAUGACGACAUCAUUGAAUUGUUUAGUUCUCAAAAAUCACAUCAUUUUGACAUUAAUCUUAUUACAAAAUCUAACGGUGCUACUCCACUCAUCCUAGCUUGCGCAGGAGGAUACAAAAAAAUUAUUGAAUACUUAGUGAAUUCAGGCAACGAAAUAAAUCAAGCAGACAACAGUGGAAAUACCCCACUUUAUGUAGCUUCUCAGAAUGGCCACCACAUGAUUGUUGAAUUUUUAGUGAAAUCAUGCGCCGAUGUCAAUCAUGCUAACAAAAGUGGUUCUACCGCGCUUCACAGUGCCUCUUUGAACGGUUAUGAAAAAAUUGUAGAAUGUUUAGUUAAAUCAGGGGCCGAAAUAAAUCGUCUAGAUAACGAUGGUUUCACACCGUCUUUUUUAGCCUCAAAAAACGGCCACUUACAAAUUGUCCAGUACUUAGUAAAAUCCGGUGCGGACUUAAAUCGUUCCGUCUGUACUUGUUGCGGCCCGCUUGACGCAGCUUCUCACAAUGGUCACGCAAUAGUUCUUGACUAUUUAAUAAAAUCAGGUGCCGAUAUCAAUCACGCUAAUAAAAGCGGUUCUACCGUACUUCACAACGCUGCCUUGAACGGCCAUGAAAAAAUUGUAGAACGUUUAGUGAAAGCAGGGGCAGAAAUAAAUCGUCCAGAUAACAAUGGUACUACACCACUUUAUCUAGCUUCACAAAACGGCCACUUGGAAACUGUCAAGUACUUAGUAAAAUCAGGAGCCGAAGUCAAUCGAUAUCUCAAUACUGGGUAUUCACCUCUUUACAUAGCCUCCCAAAUGGGUCACGAAAUGAUUGUUGAUUUCUUAAUGAAAUCAGGUGCUGAUAUCAAUCAUGCUAACACAAACGGUCGUACCGCCCUUCAUAACGCUUCAGUACACGGCCACGAAAAAAUUGUGGAAAACUUAGUGGAAUCAGGGGCUGAAAUAAAUCGAGCAGACGACCAUGGCUUUACACCGCUUUAUGUCGCUUCGAAAAAUGGUCGCGAAGCAAUUGUUGAAUAUCUAGUGAAAGCCGGCGCCGAUAUCAAUCACGCUAGUGAAAAUGGUUUUACCGCGCUUAGUACGGCGUCCAUGAACGGCCACAAAAAAGUUGUGGAAUACUUAGUGAAAUCAGGCGCCGAAAUAAAUCGAGAAAGUGACGAAGGCUUUACACCGCUUUACGUAGCUUCACAAAAUGGCCACGAAUUAAUAGUUGAAUAUUUAGUGAAAUCAGGUGCCAAUAUCAAUCAAGCCACGAAAAACGGUUUUACUGCACUUUACAUUGCUUCUAUUACAGGCCAUGAAAAAAUUGUAGAGUGCUUAGUGAAAUCAGGAGCGGAAAUAAAUCGUCCAAAUAACGACGGCUCCACACCCCUUUACGGAGCGUCACAAAACGGCCACGAAGUAAUUGUUGAAUUCUUGAUGAAAUCAGGCGCCGAUGUCAAUCACGCUGAUAAAGAUGGUUUUACUGCGCUGGGUACGGCUACCUUAUACGGUCAUGAAAAAAUUGUGAAAUACUUAGUGAAAUCAAGCGCCGAUAUCAAUCACGCUAACAAAAACGGUUUUACCGCACUUGAUACAGCUUCUUUUAAGGGCCAUGAUAAAAUUUUAGAAUGCUUAGUGAAAGCAGGAGCCCAAAUAAAUCGAGCAGGUACUUAUGGUGUUACACCGCUUUAUUUAGCUGCAGGAAGCGGCCACUUACAAAGUGUCAAAUGUUUAGUGAAAUCCGGCGCAGAAGUAAAUUGUUCCUCUAAUUGUGCACCACUUGAAGUUGCUUCUCAAAAUGGUCACGAAGUUGUUGUUGAUUUCUUAAUGAAUUCAGGAGCGAAUAUCAAUCAUGACAAUACGGAAGGCUUUACCGCCUUGCAUAGCGCUUCCAUGAAAGGCCAUGAAAACAUUGUAGAAUGCUUAGUGAAAUCAGGGGCCGAAAUAAAUCGUCCAGAUAACCGUGGUUUGACACCGCUUUUCUUAGCUUCAAAAAACGGCCACUUACAAAUUGUCAAGUACUUAGUUAAAUCCGGGGCGGAAUUAAAUCUUUCCAAGUGUGUUUGUUGUACACCGCUUGACGCCGCUUCUCAAAAUGGCCACGCAAUAAUUCUUGAAUUUCUAAUAAAAUCAGGUGCCGAUAUCAAUCAUGCUAAUAAGAGUGGUUUUACCGUGCUUCAUAACGCUUCUCUGAACGGCCAUGACCAAAUUGUAGAAUGUUUAGUGGAAACAGGAGCCGAAAUAAAUCGUCCAGAUGAUGAUGGUUUUACACCGCUUUACUUAGCUUCACAAAACGGCCACUUGCAAACUGUCAAGUACUUAGUAAAUUCAGGCGCCGAAGUCAAUCAGCUCAACAAUGCUGGGUGUUCACCACUUUACAUAGCCUCUCAAAUGGGUCACGAAAUAAUUGUUGAAUUCUUAGUGAAAUCAGGCGCUGAUAUGAAUUGCGCCAAUAAAAACGGUUUAACUCCGCUUGGUAGAGCUUCCUUGAACGGGCAUGAAAAAGUUGUAGAAUGCUUAGUGAAAUCAGGGGUCGAGAUUAAUCGAGCAAAUAACGAUGGUUUUAAACCACUUUACUUAGCUUCCCAAAACGGGCAUUUACAAAUUGUCAAGUGCUUAGUGAACUGUGGAGCUGAAGUAGAUCCUCCCACGAAUCUUGGAUCUAUACCGCUUCACACGGCUUCUCAAAAUGGCCACGAAUUAAUUGCUGAGUUCUUGGUGAAAUCAGGCUCCGAUGUCAAUCACGCUGAUAACAACGGUUCUAUCGCCCUUCACAAAGCGUCUUCAAACGGUCAUGAAAAAAUUGUAGAAUGCUUAGUAAAAUCAGGGGCCGAAAUAAAUAGUCCAGAUAACGAUGGUUUUACUCCGCUUUAUUUAGCUUCACAAAAUGGCCAUUUACAAACUGUCAAAAUCUUAGUGGAAUCUGGAGCUGAAAUAGACCGUUCCACGAAUCUUGGAUGCAUACCGCUUCACACGGCUUCUCAAAGUGACCACGAAUUAAUUGUUGAAUUCUUAGUGAAGUCAGGCGCCAAUAUCAAUCGCGCUGCCGAAAACGGUUUAACGGCGCUUCUUUCCGCUUCCUUUAAUGGCUAUCAAAAAAUUGUUGAAUGCCUAGUGAAAUCAGGGGCCGAGACAAAUCGAGCAAAUAACCAUGGUUUUACACCGCUGUUCGUAGCUUCACUAAACGGUCACUUUGAAACCGUCAAGUGCUUGGCGAAAUCCGGAGCUGAAAUAGAUCGCCCCACAAAUUUAGGAAUUGAACCGCUUCACGUAGCUUCUGAAAAUGGCCACGAAUUAAUUGUUGAAUUCUUGGUGGAAUCAGGGUCCGAGAUAAAUCGAACUGACAACGACGGUUUUACACCCCUUUACGCAGCUUCACAGAACGGCCACUUAGAAACUGUCAAGUAUUUAGUGAAAUCGGGAGCCGAAAUAGAUCCUCCGGCAAGUCUUGAUCUUAUACCGCUUCACAUAGCUUCGCAAAAUGGCCACGCCAUAAUUGUCGAAUUUUUAGUGAAAUCAGGCGCCGGAAUCGACCAUGCUAAUACAAACGGUUUUAUCGCCCUUCACAAAGCUUCUAUGAAUGGCCAUGAAAAAAUCGUUGAAUACUUAGUGAAAUCAGGGUCCGAGAUAAAUCGAGCAAAUAACGACGGUUUCACAUCGUUGUUCAUGGCUUCACAAAAAGGCCAUUUACAAACUGUCAAGUACUUAGCGAAAUCCGGAGCUGAAAUUGAUCGUUCCACAAAUCUCGGAAUUGCACCACUGCACAUAGCUUCUGCAAAGGGCCAUGAAUUAAUUGUCGAAUUCUUAGUGAAAUCGGGGGCCGACAUAAAUCGAACAGAUGACAACGGUUUUACACCUCUUUACGCAGCUUCGCACAACGGCCAUUUGGAAACUGUUAAGUACUUAGUGAAAUCGGGAGCCGAAAUAGAUCAUCCGACGAAUCUUGGUCAUACACCGCUUCACCUAGCUUGUGCAAAUGGCCACGAUUUAAUUGUAGAAUUCUUGGUGAAGACAGGGGCCGAAAUAAAUCGAGCAGAUAAUGAUGGUUUUACACCGCUUUGCAUAGCUUCACAAAAAGGCCACUUACAAACUGUCAAAUACUUAGUGGAAUCAGGAGCCGAAGUCAAUCUUACUAAUAAUACUGGCUGUACACCACUUUAUGUAGCUUCUCAAAUGGGUCACGAAAAUAUUGUUAAAUUGUUAGUGAAAUCCGGAGCCGAAAUAAAGCCAGCUAAUAACGAUGGUGCUACAACCCUAUAAAAACUAAAAUGUAUCAUGCAAACGUGAUCAACCAAAUUUAUUUAUUUUUUAAUAAUUUUUUGGAUUAUUGGAUUAAAAUGAACAUAAACCUAAAUAUAUCAUCGCUCUUCACCUUUGCUUUCCUCUAAAAUAUUUUAUUUUCUAAAAAAAAGUGGCUAUUCGUCCAAGGGAUUCGCUUACGCUCGGGAAGUAAAAAUCAGCUUCAUGAUUUUGAAUUAAGUAUAUAAUUUAUGUCAGGUUGCAUUUGUCUAGUGAUUCGAAAAGAAAAAAAGAAAAAACUCUAACUGCAUUUUCGGUUAAGUUUAUAGCAAUUAUUUUCAAUAUUUUCUAUUUUUUAGCGUAUAUUUUUCGAUUCAGUCCAAAUUGUUUAUAUUGUACCUUACAAACAAAGAUUCACUUAAGUAUGCUGAAGUUAUAAGCAGUUUUUGUUUUCUUUGUCUAAUAUCACUAGUUUACAAGGUUUUAUAUCCAAAGACAAAAAUAGCUGAAUCUAAAGGAUUUGGGUUCGGGAAAUUCAAAUCUGAAAGCAGAAAAAAUCUAUAACGUCAGGUUUUUGAAAUAUUUAUAUAAACAUACCCCGUAUUUUUUUUCUUUUAUACAACUCUUGUAAAAUUUUUAUUUUUAAAUAUAUAUGAACAUAUAGUUCUUUGAGCAAAUUUGUAUCAUUUUAAAAGAUCAUUUACGUAAAUAAAUAACAUGAGUGUUAAUUUUUCAAGCUACUAGAUUGUCAUCAAUGUUUUAUUUAAAAUUUUUCAAGUAUUUAUUUUAGAAUAAUUGGUUGCUUUUGAUUUUUCGACGGGAAGUGAUAAUAAAAAUGUGAGGUUGGCCUCACAAAGAUCUUUUAAAAUGAUACAAAUUUGCUCAAAGAAAUACAGGUUUAUCUUUAAGAAUAAAGAAGUUACAGGGGUUGUAUCAAAUAAAAGCAACACCCAGUAUAUAUUAUAAACAUUAUGACUGAAAAUUAAAAAUUAUAAACAGUAGCUUUUCUUUUAUUGACAGUACUGACAGUUUCCCUUAUAAUAGACCAACAGUAACACAUUUUCGUCCCAAAAUCCUUGUUACCUUCUUUUUAAGCAUAUUUGAACGGGUCUUGCUUUAGGUACUAUAAUUUUACCAUAAACGUAACAAAACUGAUUUGCACUUACUUUGCACGAUCUCGAAAACAUUUUUUAUGUGACAAUGAUGUAUUAACAUGAAUCAGUUUGACACUAACGUGGAGGUAAGAGCAAAGUUCAUUAUUUUUGAUUUAUGAAAAAACCUGACGUGAUAAGGAUAAUCCGUUUUUGGAUUUGUUAUCAGUAAGUAAUUUAGAAGUAAAAAAUAUUUUUUUUAUUUUUGGAUACGAAAAAAAGUUUAAAUUUGUAAACUAGUGUAUUUAGAGCGAAUUUCUAAUAACCUUAAGGUAUUCCAUCCAACAUUAUUCUAUCAUGUAUGCACAAGAGGAUGCUCUUCUCAAUACCCGAAUGUGUGCUAUAGAUUAACAUUGUCAAUUACAUAUUUGCGUUUGUUUGUCGUCAACAAAUGCAGAAUCCUGAUCAGAGCCAUGGUUACCAGAAACUUUUAAAACACAAGAAUUAGAAGCAGGACGUACCAGGAAAUUUACGUCUUUAUAACCGACAGACAAGAGGAGUUUAAAUCAUCGCUGCAGGGGGUUUCUUCAAAACAAGGCUAAUCCCUUAAGCCGCAGCUGUUUGGGGAAUAAAGAAACUAAUGUAACUAAAACUACUUCAAGGACGAGGACUGGUAGAUAUCUGCUGAACAACUUUGUUUCGAAUUUUAAUAUUGUAAUUUAAGUUAAUUUAUUAGAUAUGUGAGGGUUCAGGUCCAGAUUAUAUUUAUUAUUAUAACAACAUCUGUAACAGUGUCGAGUUAUUCACUAUAAGUCUAUAAAUAAUUUACUAUGUAUCAUUUUUAUAUGUACUUAUUAAUAUUAACUAAUUUUGUAUUUAUAUCUAUUGUAUAUAUCUA